Molecule: messenger RNA, 1242 nt
Organism: Fraxinus pennsylvanica
Lineage: Eukaryota; Viridiplantae; Streptophyta; Magnoliopsida; Lamiales; Oleaceae
Source: the annotation of a GenBank genome assembly
AUGAAGAAAUUCAAAACCCUGUUGGCAACAUCCCAAAAUACUAUCAAAUCUUCGUCGUAUUUCACCGAAGAACAGUUCAAAUCAGUGGCAAAGGAGAAAGUGGACGCGGUGGUGAUAGGUGCAGGCGUGGUGGGCAUAGCUAUAGCCAGAGAGCUUGCAAUGAACCAUGGUAGAGAAGUUAUUGUGUUAGAAUCUGCAUCGACUUUUGGGACAGGCACCAGUUCUCGCAACAGUGAAGUCAUUCAUGCUGGCAUCUAUUACCCUCCCAAUUCUCUCAAGGCACUUUUGUGUGUUAGAGGAAGACAAUUACUUUACAAGUAUUGCAAACAACAUUAUAUUCCUCAUAAACAGAUUGGCAAGCUCAUAGUUGCUACUGGAUCUUCAGAAGUCCCUAAAUUGAAUACGUUGAUGACUCAAGGAAUAGAAAAUGGGGUGGAAGGUCUAAAGCUAAUGGAGGGUCGUGAAGCCAUGAGAAUGGAACCAGAAUUGCAAUGUGUGAAAGCAUUACUAUCACCUGCUUCUGGAAUAGUUGACACACAUUCAUUAAUGCUAUCAAUGAUGGGAUAUCACCCCAAUAUGGAUGGUAUCCAGCUUCACGUUUCUGAAAGCAAAGCUAUUAAAAACCAUGAUGGAGGAUCUCUUCUGCAGCCGGAUGUAAUUCUUAUUCCAAGACUACUUGUAAAUUCUGCAGGAUUGGGUGCCGUAGCUCUUUCUAAACGGUUCAACGGCCUAGAUGUUAAAGUUAUUCCUACACCCUACUUUGCCCGCGGUUGCUAUUUCGUUUUAUCAAAUAGUAAAACUCCUUUCCAGCAUUUAAUUUAUCCUAUUCCUGAGGAUGGCGGCCUUGGAGUGCACGUCACACUGGACUUAAACGGCCAAGUCAAAUUUGGUCCCGACGUUGAAUGGAUAGAUGGCAUAGAUGAUUUUUCAAGCUUCCUCAACAUGUUCGACUAUUCUGUGCCUGGUGAACGUGCAAAACUAUUCUAUCCGGAGAUAAGAAAAUACUACCCCGGUUUAAAGGAUGGAUCCCUGGAGCCGGGUUAUGCUGGAAUUCGACCCAAAGUUUCAGGUCCCAAGCAGGUGCCUAAAGAUUUCAUAAUACAGGGAGAGGACAGUCAUGAUGUACCUGGCCUCGUAAACCUGUUUGGGAUUGAAUCGCCUGGUCUAACUUCAAGCAUGGCAAUUGCUGAGCAUGUUACUGCCAGAUUGAACUCUAAAAGUGGAAUAAUUUCUUUUCAUUAG